Molecule: messenger RNA, 558 nt
Organism: Aspergillus vadensis CBS 113365
Lineage: Eukaryota; Fungi; Ascomycota; Eurotiomycetes; Eurotiales; Aspergillaceae
Exons: 4
Coding region: 1-558 (185 amino acids)
Source: RefSeq, a predicted model, not a curated record
AUGCGUUCGUUUAUCUGGCUGAGUGCACUUAUCGGGCUUGCCAUCGCGGCACCCGGAGCGUCUAUUCCGGAGGAGAACGACAAGCGGGAAUGGCUUGAUGGCUACGGCCGUGGCGGUGGAGACGGCUACGGCGGCGGUGAUGGUUAUGGACUGGCUAAGCGAGAGUGGAUGGACGGCUAUGGUCGUGGUGGUGGUGAUGGAUAUGGCGGUGGUGAUGGUUACGGUCUAGUAAGUGGCAAUCCAGCUCGUGGAAAGGAAGAAAUACUGAAGUUAUACCAGGCUAAGCGGGAAUGGCUCGACGGUUACGGCCGUGGCGGUGGUGAUGGAUAUGGUGGAGGCGAUGGCUACGGCAGAGCUAAGCGGGAAUGGCUCGACGGUUACGGCCGUGGUGGUGGUGACGGAUAUGGCGGCGGUGAUGGUUAUGGUCUAGCUAAGCGAGAGUGGAUGGACGGCUACGGUCGUGGUGGUGGUGACGGAUAUGGUGGAGGUGAUGGCUAUGGAAGGGUAAUGCCCCUCCCUACCUUAUCGCGCAGUGAAGAUGCUAAUGAAACUGUAUAG